Messenger RNA from Bombus pyrosoma, 659 nucleotides. It is a transcript of the gene MED10, whose product is annotated as mediator of RNA polymerase II transcription subunit 10. Gene Ontology annotation, cellular component: chromatin; mediator complex. Bases 172 to 567 code for a protein of 131 amino acids. The record is from RefSeq and is a predicted model, not a curated record. NCBI's taxonomy places the organism in Eukaryota, Metazoa, Arthropoda, Insecta, Hymenoptera, Apidae. Gene Ontology annotation, biological process: positive regulation of transcription by RNA polymerase II. The transcript has 3 exons. Gene Ontology annotation, molecular function: transcription coregulator activity.
UGAAGUAAACUGCACCAAUCGAUUUGAUGAUCUUCAUUGUACAGCGCGCCUUUUGUCUCUCGAUGUUAAGAAGCUUAUCCCCACUACGGAAGUUUCCGGACCUAUGCCAGUGUAUGCGACCGUGGAAUAGGAGCUAGGUACUAGUUGUAUACAUACUGCCAAACACGAAACAUGGCGUCUACGUUAGAAAAUUUGGAGACACAGUUGGAGCUUUUUAUUGAGAAUGUUAGGCAAAUACGUAUUAUAGUGAGUGAUUUUCAACCGCAAGGACAAAAUGUACUGAAUCAAAAAAUUCAAGGAUUAGUAAACGGCUUACAAGAAAUAGACAAACUUAAGUCUCAAGUUCAAGAUGUUCAUGUACCUUUGGAGGUUUUCGAUUACAUUGACCAAGGCAGAAAUCCACAAUUAUAUACUAAGGAUUGCAUAGAAAAGGCAUUAACUAAAAAUGAACAAGUGAAAGGAAAAAUCGAUGCUUAUAGGAAAUUUAAAGCAAACAUGCUUGUGGAGCUAACUAGAGUUUUCCCACAUGAGUUGGCUAAAUAUAGAGCUAUACGUGGUGACGAAUGAACAGAAAGUAAACCAAACAACACAAUGCUUUUUUGUUAAUUUUUUUAUCAUAUUCUAAUUACAUAUAUAAUAAAUAUUUAUUAAAAAAAAUA